This is a messenger RNA of Henningerozyma blattae CBS 6284, 1875 nucleotides long. RefSeq lists its product as uncharacterized. The transcript has a single exon. The record is from RefSeq and is a predicted model, not a curated record. Gene Ontology annotation, molecular function: mannosyltransferase activity. Lineage: Eukaryota; Fungi; Ascomycota; Saccharomycetes; Saccharomycetales; Saccharomycetaceae. Bases 1 to 1875 code for a protein of 624 amino acids.
AUGAAUUUUAAUUCAAAUCUAAAACUUUUAAAUAAUAAGAAGGAGCUUUCAACCUUAGAUUUAUCCACAUUUUUGAAUAAAAGGCCCAUUAAUAAAUUUCCUAUUACGCUGGAACUUUUAGAUUAUUCAAAUUAUAAUCCUUUUAAUUUUAAAGGUUAUAUUACAAAUAUUAAUUCUAGAAAUUUGAGUAGAUACGAAACAACAGAUUAUCAGCCUAAAAGUGGCGAAUUAGUACCAAUUAAGACCUUUGAAUUAUCCUCAAGCACGGAUUAUGCGUCUUUAGUUUCCUGUGAAGAUCUAGAAUACCCAUCCAGAAUUUAUUAUUCAAAAGAUCGAAAAGUUAUUAAAGAUGAUUUAAUAUCUUUAUGUCAAGAUUUAAUUUCAGCAAAUGAUUUUAUAACAAAAAAUAUUUAUAAUAAAGAUGAGGACAAAGAGAAAACCGAUUUUGAAAUUAUUAAAAAGAGUUGGUUUAGGUUUGGAUCGUCAAGUAUAUGGUUAGAAUCUGAACAAUGUUACAUUACUGUAACACGUGUUAUGUAUUCUGCAACUGGCGCUAAAACAGGCCCUGAUGUUUCUUUGUUGAGAGCUGAAGCUUUUGAUAGAAAUUGGAAUGAAAUUAAAAAUAAGAGAAUUCCUAAAUUAGAUAUAACAAUGCCAAAAAAUAUUGAGCAUGAAUUGAGAAAUAUUGAUAUUGAAUAUGGAAUAUCGGAAAAUUCCUGUGAUAAAUUUAAAUCAAAUAUUGUUGACUAUGAAAACUGUAUCGUUGAAAAGACAAAAAUUUUUUUAGAAAACAAAAAGAGGAAAGAAUUUUUACUUAAUCAAUAUUUUGUAACAUACCCAACCGUUUAUAAAUUUCCAUUUAUUUCAGAUCGCCAAUUUUCUGGUGCUGAAGAUCCUCGAAUUAUAUUGAGAAAUAAUGGAAAAGUUGAGCCUGUAGUAGUAUUCAAUAUGGAAACUGGUACUAGUAGAAGGAUGCAUGUAUAUUUCCCACACCGUACUUUAAAUCCAGUUAUUGAAUUAUCCUUUCCAGAUGGAAUGAAGAAUACAGAAAAAAACUGGGCUCCAUUUUUUUCAAAUAAUGAUGAUGGUUCUGAUUUUUCAAGAGGUUAUAUUCAUUUUGUCUAUAAUUUUAGUCCAUUAGAAAUUUUAAAAUGCUCUUUGAACGAUGGACGUUGUAAAAAGGUAUUUACAAAGCAAACCUUAGGCUUAACGGGCAAGAAUGAAUUUGGUGGUGUUAGAGGUGUUACCCAGUUUGUAGCUCUGCCAUNNNAAAUUAUUCCUAAAAUUGCGGAUAAGCAAAUCUGGGUAGGUUUUUCAAAAUUGCAUAUUAAUGAUUGCGGAUGUGCUGAAAAUUUUUAUAGGCCUAUGCUUAAUAUUAUUGUGGAAGAGAAAGGUGUAUAUGACCAAGAAUUGAUUGUCCCUUCAAUGAAUUUUGAACCUGAAGUUUUAGAUUGGUCUACAAAGAGUUAUGCUUGCAAUUGUUACAAUGUGAUGUCACCAAACUCCAUUGUAUUUUGGGAUGCAGUAAACCAAGAUCCAAUUACUAAGAAAUUUGAAGAUUUGCUUGUUUUUACCUAUAGCGAAGCGGAUAAAGUUUCAAAGGUAAUUAAUAUAAGGGGUAUUCUAGAUUAUGUCUUAAAACUUUAUGAAGUGAAGGAUAUUGAAGAAACAUUCAUUCCCUCUAAAAAUAGUGAUGCAAUUUUGGGUAAAACUUUAUCAUGUGUUAAAGAUUAUGCAAUGAAAGUUUGCAAAGACUACGGUUUAGAACAUCCUAUGUAUGAACAGUAUGCUAAAGAGAAAAGGGAAAAAGAACAAAAAGAGAAAGAGAAGAAGGACCAACAGAAAAAGGAAAAAGAACAAAAAGAUGGUAAAUGA